AUGACGGCGUUGGAGCUGAGAGAUGCGGUGCUGACUCUGAUGACCACUGUAUUCUGCUCGGGGCUCGUCAAGAUCAGAGGAGAGUUGCUUUUGAGCUCGAAUGAGCUGACUAUCAAAUAUCAUAUUUACCUUGGAUACGGAGCAAGUGGCAGCAGGUCCGCGCUGCCUUGGACAAAGCUCGGCAAAUAUCAAAAGCGUGUGUCGAAAAUCGACAGAGACGUGGUGAGGAUUGAAAAGACCAUCCAGGAUCAAUGGGAUUUGAAGCGAACACACGCUAGCAUCAAGGAUCCACGCCCGAGUCUCAUCCUCAGCGUCGCCUUGACCGGCUUCACCGUUAUAACCAUCAACUUCACGCCACUAGCUUUCGCGGUGAGCCACUUCGCCCAGCCCCUUGACAGGUCUUUUCAUGAUCAAGUUCAUUUCGGCGGCACCAGCGGGACAACAGAAGCAAUGGGACGGACCCUUCAGCUGCCUAUUCUUUGCGUUUUGCGGGGACGUUACAACCGUGACGGAGAUCGUUUCCUCGGUGGUUACUAUCCUUCUCGUGAUAAUGUUCUUAAGGAGUUUCUGUACGAGCUGGCGGGAUACGAUCCCAAGCAGGUGGCUCAAACAGCGCUAGAGGGCGGCUCAAGAUCAAACCCAGAACAAUACUGCACGGUCACCUCCUGCGCAAAGGCCAUGGACAAGAACGCCACAAUACAGACGGUCUCGACUACAAAAUAG
Messenger RNA from Exophiala aquamarina CBS 119918, 723 nucleotides. RefSeq lists its product as uncharacterized. The record is from RefSeq and is a predicted model, not a curated record. The transcript has 3 exons. The coding region runs from base 1 to 723 and encodes 240 amino acids. NCBI's taxonomy places the organism in Eukaryota, Fungi, Ascomycota, Eurotiomycetes, Chaetothyriales, Herpotrichiellaceae.